CACUCUCUCUCUCUCUCUCUCUCUCACACACACACACACACACACUCAGCUCCUCUUUGUCUCACACACUUCUCUUCCCUUUUUUUUCAAUGGAAGAAGCUCACAAGGAACUUCAACUCCUCCCCACCUCACACUCCACACCUUCUUCAUCCAGAAUCCCAUCAUGGCCGUCCGAUUCAUCGCUUAGAUUCCGGUCAUCGACGGGGUCUGAACCAUCACUGGACCUUCAACUGUCCAUAAGUUUAAGGCCAAUUAGGCCUCCCUCAUCAGACUGUGUCAUAGUGAGGCCUAACAUCUGCGACUACACCUCCGGUACUGUAAGACCCGACAUGGGUUGUGUGGAGGCACUGAAAUGGCAAGCUGCAGAGCAAAUUCGACUAGCUGCAAUGGAGAAGGCGUACGCAGAAAGCGUGAGGGAGCUCACUAAGCGCGAAAUGGAGAUGGCACAGUCCGAGUUCGCGCGAGCAAGGCACCUGUGGGAGAGGGCUCGCGACGAGGUGGAGAAGGUGGAGAGAAUGAAGGAGAGAGCAACGCGACAAGUGGAUUCUACAUGCAUGGAGAUCACUUGCCAAUCUUGCAGGCAAACAUUUAGACCUUGAUUAGUGUUCAUGAUCACAUUGAUUAAUUGGAUAUGAUAAUACAACUACUUGCUGAGUUUGUAUAAGUUGGGGUGAGCUAGAUUGGAAUCUUGAUAUAUUUUUUUUAUUUGGCGCGACGAAAUGGGGAAGAAGGAGAGAGAGGACAUGAUCAUGAGGAUAAAGCGGCAUUAAUUGGAGGUUCAAAUAUUGCUUGCGAUUUGUAUGAUGAAUAAUUAACUGAAGGAUUUAUUUGUUACACAGAUCAAAUAAUACAAUUGUUGGUAAGAAUUCAAAAAUAAUUUUUCACAUUUGAAUUGAAUGAAACACUUGUUUCUGUCUA
Messenger RNA from Cornus florida, 918 nucleotides. RefSeq names its product protein indeterminate-domain 16. The record is from RefSeq and is a predicted model, not a curated record. NCBI's taxonomy places the organism in Eukaryota, Viridiplantae, Streptophyta, Magnoliopsida, Cornales, Cornaceae. The transcript has a single exon. Bases 90 to 599 code for a protein of 169 amino acids. Gene Ontology annotation, cellular component: nucleus. Gene Ontology annotation, biological process: gravitropism.